Messenger RNA from Schizosaccharomyces osmophilus, 1845 nucleotides. RefSeq names its product exocyst complex subunit Sec3 (gene sec3). The transcript has a single exon. The coding region runs from base 1 to 1845 and encodes 614 amino acids. The record is from RefSeq and is a predicted model, not a curated record. Lineage: Eukaryota; Fungi; Ascomycota; Schizosaccharomycetes; Schizosaccharomycetales; Schizosaccharomycetaceae.
AUGGAGGAUCUUUCAGGAGACGCUAUCGCAGCAGAAAUUAUUCAGGCUGUGAACCUCUCCAAGUCUGUGGAUAAGCAAACAGGAAAUGAGAAAGCUAUCUCCUACCUUGGCGUUGAGGAAGAACGGGGCGUAACUGUCGUUGGUUCGAAAAUGAAGCCUCGAUAUAUUGUUCUUUCAUAUGAUGAAAACACUCAUGUUUUCAAUAUUCAUCGCUUAAAAGCAAGUGAUAAAGGAGGAAUGCAAGUUGUGAGAAGUUGGCCUCUGUUCGAAUUACAAGGAAUUACCGUUAUUGACGAUCGAGAUGUCACAUUCACAAUUAACAAACCCCAUCUCCUCAGAAGCAAUGAUACGGUCGCGAGAAAUAAGUUUAUAUUCUCACUUGCAAAACAAUAUAUGUACUACAUGGGUAGGCCUCUAAGUGUUCUGACCACAGACGGUCGGAAAGUAGACUGGGCUUAUCGUAAUUCGUUUGUGGAGGAUACAGCAAAGCCUUUGAGUAUACCAAAAGCUAGAAAUUCUCUACCGGAAAGCACUGUGGCGGCACCCAGCCCUUCAUCGUCUUCUAGAAAUGGUCACUUGCGCAAUUUUUCUGAUGGACCCAUUGUUACGAAUCUAGAAACAGACUUCCCUUCAAAUGAAAAUGAAGAACUUUCAAGUUCUCUACCGACUAAUACAAAAAGUAUUAAGGAUGAUCAGACUUCAGACAGAAAACCCAUGUCUCAUUCGAAGUUGAAGCAUCAAGCAAGAACGCUUAGCAGUUCUAUUUCUGGUAAGUCUGCCUCAUCCGUUCCGGAUUCUUCUUUUCCUCAAAAGGACGAACCUAUAUCUGAGAAAAAUUCUCUAAAAAAGCCUUCGUACAAAGAUAAUUUUAUACAGGAACAAGCUCAAUUAUUUCCUCCAAAAUCCCCUCUGCGUAAAGGAGGACGCAGAGAUACAAAUUUUACUUCUGACCCAAAAAAGGAUGCUUUUCAAAGCAAAAGAAGAACUACACCUUCGUCUUCGUCAAAAGAUCUAUUGUCCCAAGACCCAAUGUCAUUGAUGGAUGAGAAGUCAUAUGUUAGUCGUUCGAAAGAACACAAUGUUCUGUUAUCUGACGAGCCUAACCUAAUAUUGAGCGAUUCGAGUGGAUUUAAUGAAAAUCCCUUUCAAUCAAGUCUAGAUUCAGCUUAUAGCCAACAACUACCUUCUAAGGAAGGAUCAUCACCUAUUCGCGCUCCCUCUAUUUCAACUAAAAGUUCUUUGAGAAAUACCCCAGUUUCUAUUCCCAAAAAAAAAAAUCAUUCUCCGUCUUCGGGUCUUCAGAUACCAGCGAAACAUCCAUCUCGCCAAGGUUUACCAUUAAGUACGGCCAACACGAGUGAUAUUAAUUUAUCAUCUUUGAGCUUCCAAUCUCUAGAAUCUCAAGAAUUCGCUGCUUCAACUCGUCCAAAGAUGAGUACCAUGUCUAACAAUCAAGUUUCAAGCGAUACUUCACCUGCCCUAAAUGUGCUGACGCCUACUCUACGAGGCUCCAUUAUUGAAGAAGCUUACAAUGUACAUUCUAAAAUCAGUAUAAAUAGCCUACCAAAAAACGUGACACAGGAAAUGUCUCAAUUGAACUGGAGUAACAAAGCAACUUAUAAGGAUUAUUAUGACUCUAUGGAAUCUCAAUUUAACACUUCAAUGAAAAAGAGUGUGCAAAAUUUAGUAGAGGAAGAUGGAAAAAUGGAGAAGAUAAGGAAAAAUAUUGAUAACUGCGUUGCGGGAUGCGAUUCUUUAAGUUCGACUAUUAAUUUGUUUUCACUCGAACUUUCGGAGGCAUUAAACGAUAUUAUGAAUAAUAAUCAGCAGAUAAAGCACAAAUAA